AUGAUCCUUCUACUUUACUCAUUUACAGGCACACGACCAGGCACAUACACAAUACGUGUACCUGCGGGGGUGAAUGAUGUGGUGCACGGCCUAGUAUCGCUUUCAUAUGAUUCCCAGGCUGUCCAGCCAAAUGAUGGCUCCAAAACUGUGACUGUAAAGGAAGGCAGCCACCUGAAUGCUGGAGACUUUACCUACAAUGUCCCUGGAACUCUCUCUGGUAUACUUACGGUAGGUACGUAUGACAACCCGAUACCGAACAUCGCAGUGAAGCUACUUGGUGCCGAGGGAGUGGUGGCCGCCAGUACGACGACCAAUACGAAAGGGAGGUAUUCGUUCAAGGAGCUCCUUGUGGGAAGCUAUUCUGUCACCGUACCACAAACGAUCCCAAACUACCGAACCACUCUGAAGUCUGAGCCUUUCGCCGGAGACGCCACACUAGAUGGUAUCUACACCUGCAAACUGACUGUCCAAGAGCCGUCGAUUGCUAAUGUCAACUACCACUACGGGCAAGUAUCUGAAUAUGCGGAAGAGCCUGAGACUGUAAGUGGAGGACUCAACUCUAUAACCGGUGGUAUAUACAGCGGUUCAGAGGCUAGUCCCCUAGAGGGUAUCGAAGUGGAGCUUACGGAUGACGAAACCGGAAAGGUGGUCGCCUCCACCAAGACAAAUGCCAAUGGCCAGUACGGAUUCUUGAAAGUAACGCCCAAUAAGUACUACUUAGUGAGCACUCCCGCAACUAACCCAGAAGCCCGUACAGAGGUGCUGUCGAGGGAUUACUACGACAUGCAGCAUUCUGGUACCAGAACACCGAUGUUUUUUAACGCUGGACGCCUAUUGGCUCACGUGGACUUUGUUUACGCACCACCCAAUCAGAUCAGCGGAAAUAUCCGUGACGCAUCGGGUGCAGGACUUGCGGGCGUAAAAGUGGUGUUAUCGCAUCCCAACCGAUUGAUCACCACGGUACAGUCCACAGACACCAACGGCCAUUAUACCUUUGUAAAUAUUACGAAAGGCGGCAACUAUAUGAUUAAUAUAGCUAAGCCACAGGAGUAUACCUAUCUCUUCGACUGUUACGACGAAGAAUAUAAGCACUCGUUGCUGGAUGGGGAGUCUACAGUACCGUACACCGGUACGUCUGUGAGUGGGGUUGAUUUCUUUCUGGUGCAGAACGGUGGUAUCGCCGGGUCGGCACGUAUGGCAGAUGGAACACCAAUGGGACAUGUCAAGGUCACACUCAGAGCUAAGCAAAUCCAGGGAGAGGGAGCUGCAGACGAGUUCGGUGUCUAUACUAACUCGUAUGGUUUAUACGUGUUCUUGGAUAUGGCAGUGGAUGAGUACAGCGUGGCUGUACAUGAAGGCCCACAGUUGGAAACACUGGAGUUGAUUAGUAAUGUGAUUGAUGGUGGGGAUGAUAAUCAGACUCCGGGUACACAGGAUGUCUCGUUUGCGACCACGCAGUCUUCUCUCAUACUACGGCCAUUUUUCUACGACAAGAAAGCCAAAGAAAGUACUCAGAGUGUCGAUAACAGUGACGUUCAAACACCAGAGAAGGGUGAGACAGAUACGACAACGGGCGAUACGAAUGGGGUGGGUGGUGAAGGUAGCAUCACAGGCGAAGUACUGUCCGCCAGCGCACUCGACCCUUUAGGUGCAGUGGGUGUGCAAUUGGUGGAUACCAAUGGAGACGUACUACAGACCGCCAUGACUAAUGAGAAGGGCGUGUAUACGUUCUCUGGGCUGAACUUUGGUAUAUACGAAGUUGCCUGUCCUCUAGAGACCACAAGCAUGGGUAAGGCAUUCAGCAUGGUCGAUGACCCCGACCACAAUGUGGACGGAAGAGCACGUCACGUCGAUGUGGUCCAAAGUGUUGCUACAAGGUUGCCACCCUUCAUGUUCUUGGAGAAGCUCUCUUCACAACUAACCACUUCUGGCGAUAAUGGUCGUGCUGUCGAAGACACACAAAUGUUACAGUUGGACCCAGAGGUUUGGGGUAGUUGGAUUGCGGAGAGUAGAGCCUGUGACAGUACCGGGAUUGGGACGGGUACGAAAUGUGGCUCCAUCAUCCGAUUUGCGGUAGAGAGCUGCCAAACUAACACCAUGUACACCUUAAAAGAUGUGGCUAUCGGUUGUGAGAUCACCCAGAGCGACAGCAGCGCGUGCCAAGCCUUCAGUGAAGACUCAAUCGAUAUUACGUUCUCUGUCACGUCGGAUACUCCGUGCGAUGACACACAACAACAUAAAUCUAUCGUCAGUGAGGAUGCACAAGUCGUCACUCCGAUCGUACAGUUAUACACGGAAGGGAACUACGCAACUGUGCGCACGCACAAUAAGUAUGAACUGGGUACCGUGAUGCACGCGGGCAUUCGCUUGUGGAUCAACGACACGGGUAACACGGUCGAGCAUGCGAAUAUUGUGCAUAUAGAGCGCGAUUCUGAUGGAGCGUGUGCGGAAUACAAUGGCAUGUCCUACGGGUUCGACCUUGACAUCAAGGAUUUCACACAGACUUUCUCGCGUGCAAGCGCCGAUACUUUUGCGGAGAUACACUUGGAACUUCCCAUCACACCUGACGUGGUGUGUGCAGUAUCAGAGCAAGCCUCUAAUACCGUCAAGUUCAGAUUUACUGUACGAGUGGAGUACACAACGACGGACACGGAUGGAUCGAAAAACUUGGUACGAAGACGGCGAGAUGUGCCUGUAUCGUUUGAGCAGGACAGGUUCACUCGUUCAACGCUCAUAGAUGAUGUCACUUGCAGUGUGGUGGUACUUGUGGAAAAUACAUCUGUCAAUGUGGACAGAGUAUCAGAAAGUCCGGAAAGUGCUACCGCUGUUACAGUCAGCCUGGAUUCGAAAUCUGAUGCUGCUUCAGGCACAAGAACAAGCACAAGCAGUGUGGCUGAUACGGGAAGCAGUGGAACAUCUGCUCUAAUGAUAGUGGGUAUAGUCUUGGGAGUGUUAGUCUGCCUAUGUUGCUUAUGCUGUGCAUCGAUGCUCAUUGUUGUGAUAGUGCGUCGGCGUAGACGAAAAUCUGUGCUGCAAUGGGAGGCGAAGCAGCGUUUCAUCACGGGUUCAUCGUGCAACAUGAACCCGGAUUCAACUGUCGGCUUGUCACACGCUUUCUAAGCGAAGAGUCGAGGGAACGGACUUGCAAAACCACAUACAAUAGUAAUAUAGCAGAUAGAUAAAAGCUACGCGUAGAGCGCCGGCGGACUAAGCAACAUAUUCAAUUCAAGCUGCAAUACUCUUUUAUCCGUAAUAUUAAAUUACCGCAGCGC
Messenger RNA from Sphaeroforma arctica JP610, 3272 nucleotides. RefSeq lists its product as hypothetical. The transcript is spliced from 7 exons. NCBI's taxonomy places the organism in Eukaryota, Ichthyosporea, Ichthyophonida. The record is from RefSeq and is a predicted model, not a curated record. The coding region runs from base 1 to 3120 and encodes 1039 amino acids.